This is a messenger RNA of Aethina tumida (small hive beetle), 1761 nucleotides long. Its product is annotated as probable cytochrome P450 6a23. Bases 84 to 1649 code for a protein of 521 amino acids. Gene Ontology annotation, molecular function: heme binding; oxidoreductase activity, acting on paired donors, with incorporation or reduction of molecular oxygen; iron ion binding. The transcript has 3 exons. The record is from RefSeq and is a predicted model, not a curated record. Lineage: Eukaryota; Metazoa; Arthropoda; Insecta; Coleoptera; Nitidulidae.
ACAAACUCAAUGAUGAUAAGUCGUCAGUAUUAAAUACUAAACUACCUAAUCGCUCUCAAAAGUAAAGUACCAAUUAUAAAAUUAUGUUGCUUUCGACAAGCAUAAUUUUGGACAUAUCUUUAAUUUUGACCACAACAUUAUUUGUGUUUUUGUUUUUCGCUUACUGGAGUUUGGGCUAUUGGUCCAGGAAAGGUCUUUAUGACAAUAAUCCAGUAUUCUUCUAUGGAAACGCUAAAAAAUUAUUAAGAAGACAACAAAAUAUAGGAGAAAUGUGGCGAGAUUUAUACAACAAUAUUAAAGCUAAAGGAUUGAAGCAUGGAGGAGGUUCGAUCAUGUUUGUGCAAGUCUAUGUACCAGUUGACUUAGAUUUAAUAAAACAAAUUAUGCAGCAAGACUUUCAACACUUUAAUAGUCACGGAGUUUAUUUUCAUGAGAAGGAAGAUCCUUUAAGUGCUCACUUAUUUGCUUUAUCUGGUUCAAAAUGGAGAAAUAUGAGGGUGAAAAUGACUCCAACGUUUACUUCUGGUAAAAUGAAGAUGAUGUUUAGCAGAUUUGUGGAAUGUGGAGAAGGUUUAAAGAAAUUAAUGGACAAAUACUCGUGCUCUGGCGAAGCUAUAGAUAUAAAAGAAAUACUUCAGCGAUUCACCAUUGACAUUAUAUCAUCCUGUGUAUUCGGUUUGGAAUGUAACACAAUGGAAAAUCCUGGAAACGAAUUUGCCACUAAAGGGAAAAGUAUUUUCAGACCAAGGACGUUCAAAGACUUUUUAAGGGCAGUGAUUCUGUUUAUUAUCCCACAUGAUCUUCUUCGUAAGAUCAAUUUGAGAAGUACGGAUUACGAAACCGAAAAGUACUUCCUUAAUGUGUUAAAAGAGAUCGUACAAUAUAGGGAGGAGAAUAAUGUAUACAGAAAUGAUUUUAUGCAUCUGAUGCUUCAACUAAAAAAUAGAGGCGAGGUGUCAGACGAUCGAAAAUUGAGGAGUGAAGGAAAAGCAACAGAAGGCAUGAUAACAUUUAACCAACUUGCAGCACAAGCAUUCGUGUUUUUUACUGCCGGAUUUGAAACAUCAUCUGCUACGAUGACUUUCGCUUUAUACGAAAUAGCUAUAGAUAAAACAUUGCAGAAAAAAAUGCGAAAGGAAAUCAGGACAGUACUUGAGAAACAUGGUGGAAAAUUGACUUAUGAAGCUAUCAAAGAGAUGGAACUUAUGGGCAGAGUUGUCGAAGAGACCUUAAGAAAAUACCCCGUAAUUGCAUUUAUACCCAGGGAAUGCACCAAAGACUAUCAAGUUCCCGGAACAAACGUCACAAUUAACAAAGGUACAAGUGUGGGCAUACCAGUAUUGGGUAUUCACCGUGACCCCGAAAUAUACCCUGAUCCUGAGAAAUUUGAUCCCGACCGAUUUUUGGAGAAAAACAAACGUUCACGACAUCCUUUCGCUUGGUUGCCGUUCGGAGAAGGUCCUCGAGCUUGUAUCGGUCUAAGGUUUGGAUUAAUGCAAACAAAGGUUGGCUUAGCUAGUAUCCUGACAAAUUACGACAUUAGCUUAAGUAAGAAGACCAAAGUCCCUAUAGAAUUUAAUCCGUCUGGUGGGCCAAUUUUAAAUGUGAAAGGUGAUGUUUGGAUCAAUAUCAGUAAACAUAUUGAUUGAUUUUUUAUAUACUAUGACAUAUGUAAUUAAUAGUGAAUUAAUAUAUAAGAUAUUUUUGUAUUUAACAACUUGUUUUAUUUAAUGUAUUUAUUUAUUAUGUGUAAUACCAGUU